CCGGACCAUGGGAGUUUUGGGCAGGAUCUUGUUAAUGGUUGCAUGCGCAAUCGGCGCUAUCUGCUGUAUAGCAGCCAUAGUGGAAUACCGAGAUGAGAUUAAAUCAGAAUACAAAUCUGAGCGUAUCAAGGGGACGAUAGCUUGCUUGUUCAUUGAGGCCAUCAUCUUUGGGAGCAUGAUAGUGUUUCUAUUCAUAACACUGUGCUGCCCAUGCAGUGACUUGCUGAUGGGAGUCGUGAUCGGAGUUGGUGGUGGUGCGACCGCAAUUUUUGCCGCUAUCGCAUUCGGUUUGAUGAGCAAAACGCAUAUUGGAAGCAUACCUCAGGUCGGUGAAUGGACCUUCGCAGGUAUCUUCUCCGGCGUAUCUGUCGUUUUGAUUGCUCUGACACUGGCAGUUUCGUAAUUAUCGCUGGCGCGCUGGUCAUUCAAUUACUAUCAUAGUUGAUACAAGACAUUUGGACGCAAUGAACACAUAUUCCAUUUAGUGCCUCUAUUUACUUUGAUAUUUUGCGUCUUGUAAUGUUCCAUUUCAGAUCACUUGGUGUAUAUGUACAUUCUAUCACUUAUUUCGCAAAAUAUGCAUCCAAUUUUGCCUUUGCACCCCAUUAAAUACGAUUAUAUUUGUGGGCUACGUUAUUUUCAGCAAUAAUACUGACAUUCCUUGCUUUAUCUUGAUCAAUUUUCGUCCUCACAUAUGACCACUGGUUUAUCUU
This is a messenger RNA of Dicrocoelium dendriticum, 713 nucleotides long. The record is from the annotation of a GenBank genome assembly. Lineage: Eukaryota; Metazoa; Platyhelminthes; Trematoda; Plagiorchiida; Dicrocoeliidae.